GAGAGAGAGAGAGAGAGAGAGAGAGAGAGAGAGAGAGUGUGUGUGUGUGAGUGAGUGUGUGCCUGCUUGCCCACAUUCCAACCGGUUGGGAAUUCUCGCUUCUCGGCAGCCAUGAGUUAUCAACAGGCGCAGGACAUGUAUCACGACAAUCCCUCUGCGCGUUCGCCUGGGUCUCAGCGUCACCAGCAGCCUCUGCACCGCCAACCCUCGCGCCAGUUCGACGCCUACGGCCCCAUGCCCGUCAACUUCUACGAAGACCCCAUGGCCCGCUACGAGUCCGCCCGUCUCGAUCGGCUGAAUCCUUCUCACCAGAACAAUAACCCCGGUUCUUACGCAUACGAUCUUGCCGGCUCGCAGACGUGGAAUCCCAACAAUGGUUUCGCUAACGCCCAGGCCCUUGGAGGGAUCCGCUCGACCUCUUCUAGCUUGAAGGCUCCUUCGACACGCAGUAGAGCUGGCCUGCCCACAACUUGGUUGGAUCAGCAACCCCCCAUCGCGAGUCCCUUCUCGAAUCUCGGCCCCGGUCCGUUGCAGGGCAACACCAUCCGAUCGGACGGCACAGGGUCGCAAGAGGCUGACGACGAGUUGAUCCCGACCGCUAUUGUGAUCAAGAACAUUCCCUUCGCCGUUAAGAAGGAGCAGCUGGUCCAGCUGAUGACGGAACUCAACCUUCCACUUCCCUACGCCUUCAACUACCAUUUUGACAAUGGUGUCUUCCGUGGCCUUGCCUUUGCCAACUUCACCUCCGCCGAGGAAACCGCCACCGUCAUCGACGUUCUCAACCACUUCGAGCUCCAGGGCCGCAAGCUGCGCGUUGAGUAUAAGAAGAUGCUGCCCCUCCAGGAACGCGAACGCAUCGAACGGGAGAAGCGCGAGCGCCGCGGUCAGCUUGAGGAACAACAUCGCCCCAUGGCUACCUCCCAGCUGCAGACCCAGAAUUCCAUGUCCUCCCUGACCUCCCAUAUUCCGGCAACCUCUCCUUCGCCGGUCUCCCAACGCGGGCAAAAACUGGAAGUCGAUCUGAAUGAUACCACCACCCUCUCGUUCUACUCCCAAUUGCUUCUCUUCAAGGAGGACCCGAGUCGUGAGACCUUGAUCUUUGCCUCCACACUGUCGCCCGUCCAACGUCGAACCGUGCACACCCUGGCGCACAACAUGGGAUUGGGACACGCCUCCCGUGGUACCGGCGAGCAGCGCCAGGUGCACGUCUUCAAGGUGGCCCCUGGCGCCAACGUGAGCCCUCCGCUGUCGUCGAUCCCCACCGCCGUUCAGCCAUCCGAGACCGCUCGUCGUGGCCUCAACCGGGCCGCUACAAUCGACUUUAGCGAGGCACGCGCAGAAGGAGGCGCAGGGGGAGGUGCGGGCGGACCCGGCCCUUUUGCUACGCUGCGCGGGCAGACCUCGGGCUUCCUGGGUGUUCUGGACUCACCGGGCAACUUUGGCAACACACAGAACCUGCGGGCCGCCAAGUCUUUUGCUGAUCUGCGCUCCUACACCCCGUCUCCGGUCCCUUCCUCGGCCAGUUUCCCCGCUGCCCUACAGUCCAACGGGGUGCGCCUGCAGCAGUAUGACGGCUCGGCCAGCGCCGCCUCCAACACCCCGACCUUGACGCCCGCCCCCUCCAACUCGGCGCUCGGCAUGCCGCGUGACGACGGCCUGCUGGUCAGCAGUCUCAGCGGUCUUUCUCUCGGCACGGGUAUCGGUGGCCCUAACACAAGCCCCCACCGUCUGCGCGGCAUGUUCUCUUGGGAGCAGCCGGAUAACACCUCCCAGUCUGGCGGCGGCGCCGGACCCAUCGGCAGCAACCGAUCCAUCGGCAUGGGUUUCGACACGCAAUCUCAGGAGCGCGUGCCCAUCCGACAGCCGCGAGGCCCCCUACCGGAGAAGGGCCCCGGGUUCCGCCGUCAGAACGGCCACCAGUCGCGCGGGAGCGACGAACUGCACACCAGCUCUGGGGUCGAAAUCAUUGUCGAGUAAAAAAUCCAGCGGUGAUUGAUGAUGUUAUAUCUUCUUUCUUCUUUCUUACGAUCAUGAACUUGUUAUAUCACGAGGCCGAAAUCUCUUGUUUUGUUUGAUUUGCGAAUCUCCGGCUUACGAUUCGAUGAGGGAUGACGAGAUGACACUCACCAAAAAGAG
Messenger RNA from Penicilliopsis zonata CBS 506.65, 2136 nucleotides. RefSeq lists its product as hypothetical. The record is from RefSeq and is a predicted model, not a curated record. Lineage: Eukaryota; Fungi; Ascomycota; Eurotiomycetes; Eurotiales; Aspergillaceae. Gene Ontology annotation, molecular function: mRNA binding. Gene Ontology annotation, cellular component: cytoplasm; nucleus. Bases 112 to 1977 code for a protein of 621 amino acids. The transcript has 4 exons.